CAGUUCGUGUUCCACUGCGCGACCGCUCGAGUGAGUUAGAUUUUUUUCCGCCACGAUGAACUACAAGAAGAAUCUGCUGCUGUUGUACGACCGCCCGCGGGAACCCAUCUUCAUGGGCAAGGGCAAGUCGGUGUUCGAUGUGCCGGAUAACUAUCUAACUGACCGCUAUCGUCCGAUCGGACCGGAGAUUCAGAACCGUUUCGGAGAACAGGCGGAGGAGCGCAUCCCGGUGCGGAGUAUUGCGUUGCCGGACUUGAGGAUUCCCAUGUCGUUGGGCAGACAGGAUCAGUUUUCGCUGUUCAUCCCACGGCACCGGAAAAUUGCGGCACGGCUGAUCGAUAUAUUUAUGGGGAUGCGUAACAUCGAAGACCUACAAAGUUGUGCCGUCUUUGCCCGGGAUCGUAUCAACCCUUACCUGUUCAAUUAUGCCCUCUCGGUGGCCCUUCUGCACCGUCGCGAUACCAAAAACCUUGACCUGCCGUCGGUGGUCGAAGUUUUCCCGGACAAGUACGUUGACUCGCGGGUGUUCGAGCAGAUCCGCGAGGAAGCCACAGUCGUCCCCGAGGGAAUGCGAAUGCCCAUUGUCAUUCCUAAGGACUUCACUGCAUCGGAUCUGGACGAUGAGCACCGCUUGUGGUACUUCCGGGAGGACAUCGGAGUCAACCUGCACCACUGGCACUGGCAUCUGGUGUACCCGUUCGAGGCGUCUAACCGUUCAAUUGUGGAUAAGGACCGACGUGGAGAGCUGUUCUACUACAUGCACUCGCAGUUGAUCGCGCGGUACAACUUCGAACGGUUCUGCAACCGGUUACAGCGCGUCAAACGUUUAAACAACCUUCGCGAGCCCAUUGCUGAGGGUUACUUUCCCAAGUUGGACUCUCUGGUGGCGUCCCGUACCUGGCCCGGCCGAGUGGACAACGCCGUGAUCAAGGAUCUGAAUCGUGAGCUGGAUCAGAUUAAACAGGACGUGUCGGAUCUGGAACGUUGGAUCGACCGUAUCUACGAAGCCGUCCACCAGGGCUACGUGGUGGACGAAUCGGGCAAUCGCAUAUCACUGGACGAAGAGAAAGGAAUCGACAUCUUGGGUAACAUAAUUGAAUCUUCGAUUCUAUCGCCGAAUCGUCAGUUGUACGGAGACAUGCACAACGUCGGUCAUGUGUUUCUUUCGUACACGCACGAUCCGGACCAUCGGCAUUUGGAAUCGUUCGGUGUGAUGGGUGAUGUGGCAACUGCCAUGCGAGAUCCGGUAUUCUAUCGCUGGCAUGCAUUUAUCGAUGACAUUUUCCAGGAGCACAAAACCAAAUUGCCAGCAUAUACGAAGAAUCAGCUCACUUAUGAGGACAUCACGGUGACCGGCGUCAUCGUGCAGUCGGAAGGAGCCCCGGUUAACACUCUGCACACCUACUGGCAACAAUCGGAUGUGGAUCUAUCGCGUGGAAUGGACUUCGUUCCACGUGGCAAUGUUUUUGCCAGAUUCACCCAUCUGCAGCACGCUCCGUUUCAGUUCGUCAUUCAAAUCGAGAACGCCUCUGAUGCUCAACGGAUGGGAUUCGUACGUAUCUUCAUGGCACCGAAAAACGACGAACGUGGUCAACCGAUGGUAUUCCGUGAUCAGCGCCUGUUUAUGGUCGAAAUGGACAAGUUCCUAGUGGCACUACGCCCCGGUUCGAACCGCAUCCGACGCCGUUCGAGUGAGUCCACCGUCACCAUCCCAUUCGAGCGCACGUUCCGCAAUCUGGACGAGAAACGUCCGGAAACGGGCACCCCCGAAGAGGAAGCGUUCAAUUUCUGCGGCUGCGGAUGGCCCGCCCAUAUGCUGGUUCCCAAGGGACUGCCGGAGGGAUUCCCCACGGAUCUGUUCGUGAUGGUGUCCAACUACGAGGAGGAUCGAGUCGUGCAGGAUCUGGUCGGUACGUGCAACGAUGCGGCAUCGUACUGUGGAGUUCGCGAUCGGCUCUAUCCGGACCACAAGGCUAUGGGUUACCCGUUCGAUCGACUCGCCCGGACCGGAGUUGAUCGUUUGGCUAAUUUUGUGACACCGAACAUGGCAAUUCAAUCGGUGAAUGUAAUUCAUAUAGACAAAACCGUACCGAGGACAUAGGUAGGCGCUAAAUGAAUACUGUAGUAAGCUGGGGAUUCCAUGUCUAUUCAAUUGAGUUUCAAUAAAUAAGAAAUAUUUCGCUUGCAUUGUGAAGCAACAAAUAAAGUACCUAUGUA
Messenger RNA from Armigeres subalbatus, 2217 nucleotides. RefSeq names its product phenoloxidase 2. Lineage: Eukaryota; Metazoa; Arthropoda; Insecta; Diptera; Culicidae. The transcript is spliced from 5 exons. Gene Ontology annotation, molecular function: oxidoreductase activity. The record is from RefSeq and is a predicted model, not a curated record. The coding region runs from base 56 to 2101 and encodes 681 amino acids.